This is a messenger RNA of Octopus bimaculoides (California two-spot octopus), 822 nucleotides long. RefSeq lists its product as uncharacterized. Gene Ontology annotation, molecular function: transcription corepressor activity. Gene Ontology annotation, cellular component: cytosol; nucleus. Lineage: Eukaryota; Metazoa; Mollusca; Cephalopoda; Octopoda; Octopodidae. Gene Ontology annotation, biological process: cellular heat acclimation. The record is from RefSeq and is a predicted model, not a curated record.
AAGCUUUCUUCCUCACAAACAAGCCAGAACAGGAUUGUUGUGUGAGGUUGUUGUGUUUACUGAAUCAAUUCUACCAUAGAAACACUCUUGAGCGACACUUGCCGUUUUAGCUGAUAAUCAGUUAACUCGCCUGCAUAACUAACGAGCUUUAUUUAAUAACUUUGUAUCUCCAUAACGUCUUAUUUCGUAGCAAAUUCUAUUUAUUAGACCCCGAAAAUCUGUCAUUGAUACAAGAAAGCAUGGCUGACGUCAGUAGUGAUUACAUCGCAACUAAUACUGCCUUCGCUUCGGAUGGAAAUAACUCAGCAAAUGCUGCCACUUCUUCAGAUCCAAAGAACGUUCAGGAUUUGACGAAUUACGUUCAGUUGAUUCUACAACAAAUGCAAGAUAAAUUCCAAGAAAUGUCAGACAAAAUCACCGGAAGAAUGGAUGAAAUGGCAAAACGAAUCGAUGACCUGGAGAAAAACAUUGCUACAAUAAUGACUGAUGCUGGAUUGGACAACAUUGAAUAAGUGUGACUGGAUUUUUUUUAUCAUUGAUGUUUAAAAUAUUCCCAUGUUCUCUCUCUCUCUCUCUCUCUCACACACACACACACAUCUCUUAUGAAUGGAGCAGCAGCAGCAACAACAGCAGCAGGAACAUGGUGGUGAUGCUGGUGGUAGUGGAACAGAAGUUGUAUCUUUAUAACCACAUAAUGAUAUAAAGUUUUUUCUGAUUUGUACAUUCUGCUUGCACAAUCCAUUUUGGAGUGAGUGUCUUUAUCUUCCUGUAUUCAUGAAACUAACUUGCAAACUAUGAAGAAUUAAACAGACAUGAUUUACA